Numida meleagris (helmeted guineafowl) is the source of this 3039-nucleotide messenger RNA. Its product is annotated as scavenger receptor cysteine-rich type 1 protein M130-like. NCBI's taxonomy places the organism in Eukaryota, Metazoa, Chordata, Aves, Galliformes, Numididae. Gene Ontology annotation, cellular component: membrane. The record is from RefSeq and is a predicted model, not a curated record. The coding region runs from base 65 to 2827 and encodes 920 amino acids. The transcript is spliced from 12 exons.
CAGCAGGGGCUGCCUAUAUCUCCCCCUACCCACCCCGGGCUGCAUACUGGGCCUGUGGGACACGAUGGUGCCUGCCAGGGUGCUGGGGCUGCUCCUCUGCGUGCAGCUCUGCAUGGGCAGCGAGGUGCUGCGGCUGGUGGAUGGCGGUGGGCGCUGUGCCGGUCGGGUGGAGGUGAAGCACGAGGGAGAAUGGGGCUCCGUCUGCACCUACGACAUCGACUGGGACGCGCAACGGGCCAGCGUGGUGUGCCGGCAGCUGGGCUGUGGCAAGGUGGCCCAUACAUCCUCGUAUUUCCCAUUUGGGCAGGGCCAGGGACGCAUCUGGCUGCAUCUCUAUUGCCGAGGCAAUGAGGCCACCGUGCAGGACUGCUCCCACUUUGGCUGGGGCAAGCACUUCUGUGGCCACGAGUGGGACGUGGGAGUGAUCUGCACAGAGGCACUGGAGCUGCGACUGGUGGACGGCAGGGGACCCUGCGAGGGGAGAGUGGAGGUGAAGCUGCGGGGACGCUGGGGCACGGUGUAUGAUGAUGCCUGGAACAUGAAUGAUGCCGAGGUGGUGUGCCAGCAGCUGGGCUGUGGCUCGGCUGCUGACACGGAGUUUACCUCGCAAGAUUUGCAAGUCAGGCAUCCCAUAAUGUUGGCCUAUAUCAACUGCAAUGGGAAUGAGAAGACCAUCUGGGACUGCAGCAUUAAGGGCUGGGGCCCCUACAAUGCCACUCGUGAUUUUAACGCCACUGUGGUCUGCCAAGGGUUCUCCCGGCUGGCCGGAGGGGACAGCGCCUGCUCGGGGCGGCUGGAGGUGCGGCAUAACCAGGCCUGGGUCAGCAUCUGCCACAGCCAUGUGGACCUCAUGGCCGCCCAGGUCGUCUGCAGGGAGCUGGGCUGCGGUACAGUGCUGGCACUACCCGGGGCUGGGCAUUUUGGAGCAGCAGCGGGGCCAUUCUGGGAUGGUGCCUUUGAGUGCAAUGGCACCGAGCCGCUCCUGUCUGCUUGCACACGGCGGCCUUCCCACAUCCAGAACUGCACUCAACCUGCUGCCAUCAUCUGCUCUCCCUACACUGGGUUCCGGCUGGCAGAUGGAGACUCGGGCUGUGAUGGCCGGGUAGAAAUGGAGGCAGGAGGGGUGUGGAGGCCACUGUGUGCCACUGCCUGGGACCUGCCCGAUGCCCACGUCCUCUGCCGCCACCUGGGCUGUGGCUCCGCCAUCUCCCUGCCCCCACCAGGCCAAUUUGGGACAGGGACAGGGACACUGCUCCAUGAUGCCCUCAGCUGCAGCGGGAGCGAGCGGCACCCAGGCGAGUGCCCCGUGGAGGUGCUGGGGCAGCCCCCCUGCCCCCAUGGGCACACCGCAGCUGUCAACUGCUCAGGUGUCACUGAGCCCCUGCGGCUCCACGAUGGGGAGAGCCAGUGCGACGGACAGCUGGAGGUGGCCAUGCGCCCCGGUAUCUGGGCCCGUGUGUCUGUGGGGCUGUGGGACAAUGGCACUGCCACCGUGGCGUGCCGGCAGCUGGGCUGCGGUGUGCCUGAGAAAAUCUAUGCUGUGCCAGACAGCGGCUCGGGCCCCAUGGAGUUGCAGGAGCUGCAGUGUGUUGGCACCGAGGAGCUCCUGGCACAGUGUAACGCCUCAGGGAUGGCCAACAAGCCCAGCCACAGCCAUGAGGAGUUGACCAUUGCUUGCUCAGGCAGUCGGCAGCUGAGGCUGGCAGGAGGCCCUGGGCGCUGCGCCGGCAGGGCAGAGGUGUACAGCAAGGGCACCUGGGGCACCAUCUGCCAGGACACCUGGACCCUGCAGGAUGCCACCGUCGUCUGCCGCCAGCUGGGCUGUGGAUUGGCCCUGGAGGCACCCGGCUCUGAGCGUUUUGGGCCAGGCACUGGGAUGCUGUGGUCGGGUGCCAGGGGCUGCUCUGGGACAGAGGAUGCUCUCUGGCACUGCCCGGCCCCUCCGCAGCGUGGCUGCCAGCGUGGUGGCGGUGCGGGUGCCGUGUGCUCAGGGCUGCUGGACCUGCGGCUGACAGGAGAAAGCAGCAGAUGCAGAGGGCAUCUGGAAGUGCUGCAUGAGGGGACAUGGGGUUGUGUUUGCGCCAAUGGCACCAGCCUCGCCACAGCCGCUGCCGUCUGCCGCCAGUUGGGAUGCGGCACUGGGGGGAGUUUGGUGGCUGUCCCAGCACAGGACUCAGAUCCCGCCUGGCUGAGCUGGGUGAGUUGUGAGGAGGGGGCCCGCUCGCUCUGGCGCUGCCCCUCGGCGCCCUGGCAGCUGCAGGAAUGCGACCCCACCGGGAUCACCCACAUCACAUGUGAAGAGGACACCAGCGACAGGAGUGAGGCCACCAGCCCAGCCCCAGCUCUCACACACAGCACUGUCCCGCUGACAGCAGCACCAAGGAGCGCGUCAGCACUCACAGUCUUGUGCGUGAUCCUGGGGAUGCUGCUGUGCCUGGCCCUGGCCGCCCUGGCUGUGCAGGCACACCGCGCACAGGCCCAGUGCCAAGGCCCCAGCAAGGAUGCUGCCUCCGAGGUUGUGUAUGAGGAGCUUGACUACAGCCUGAUGCCCGAGUACCAGGAGGUGCCCAGCAGCACAGGCUCCCUGUCCAAAGUCUCAGGAACAAAGAGGCCUGAUCACAACAGGGAUGGCACUGAGGAGAAUGACCUCCAGGUGUCUCCAGACCCCCCUGCGCAGCCCCAGCACAGCCCCUCACAUGGCUACGACGAUGCUAUGGCUUUGCCAGAGGUGUCCCCCUUCCCCCAUACUGGGGAUGCCCCGGCACAGCCCCCCAGUGACAUGGGUUAUGACGACGGUGGUGUCAGAGCCCUGGGGACAUCACUGUGAGCAGGGCCUGGGGACAUGGCUGGAACAGGGACCUCUGUGCCGAAGAAGAGGGUCUCUGGCCAUGGCAGCAUCACCUCUCCCUGCCUGGCACUGCAGAACAGUAGCAAACUGCUCCAUUCUCCUUCCUGCACCUGCAACACAACAGCUUGUCAGCUUUUUCAAAAUUAUUUUCUGUAACACUUUCCUUAUGAGUAUCUCUUCUUUAUUAAAAC